CUGUGUGUCAGCCCCUAUACCCUGGGGCUUUGGGGCCAGAGACAGCCCAUAGAUAUGUUAUGACCAAAGUAUAAAUGACGGUUGUUGGGGUGCACAAAGACCACUUCCAACUCGCUGGUCUUUCAAGAGCUUUGCAUCUGCUACAGUUGUCAACAUGCCUGAAGAAUGCACCGGAAUCAUCAACCUGCGCUACACCGAGGGUAGCGUGGGGACUUCCUCCAACCCGGACCUGUACAACCGGCAGAACUAUGAGCAGCUGAAGCGGACGAGCCUGAGGAGGGGCUCUCUGUUUGUGGACACCACCUUCCCUCCCGACAGAAACUCUCUGGGAGAGGUCUCCACCAUGCCGCAGUGGCAGCAGCAGCAAGUCAAGUGGAUGCGGCCAGUGGACAUUGCUAAAGCCAUGGGCUUCAGCGGGGAGGUGGCUUUUCUAAUGGAUGGGGCUUCAAGAAAAGACUUUGGUCAAGGCGCGAUUGCUAAUUGCUGGUUCCUGGCAGCUAUUGGCUCACUGACGUUGCAUAAAGGGCUUCUAGUGCAAGUUGUACCUACCGACCAGUCAUUUAAGGAGUAUGCUGGCAUCUUUCAUUUCAGGUUCUGGAGGUUCGGUCGGUGGGUGGACGUCGUCAUUGAUGACUUUCUCCCAACAUACCAAAAUCAGCUAAUCUCUGUGAACAGCAAAACUGGACAUGAAUACUGGGUCCCUCUCCUGGAAAAGGCCUAUGCCAAACUUUGUGGUUCAUAUGCAGACAUGCACGCAGGAAACCCAGCUGAGGCUUUCAAGGAUUUCUGCGGGGGCGUGUUCAAACACUACCAGCUGAGGAAUCAGCACAGCCAGAACCACGACGAGGAGCUGUGGGGCUGCCUGUCCAGAGCCACGGACUGCAAGUCCAUGAUCGGCUGUGGGACCUUUGCAGCCGGGGGACAGGCAGCGAACACGGUGUCCCGGACCGGCUUGGUGGACUGGCAUGCCUAUGCGGUCACAGGAGUCACUGAGGUCACCCAUAGGGGUUCCAGUGUCAGGCUGGUCAGACUGCUGAAUCCCUGGGGCCGCCAGGAGUGGACUGGAGAGUGGAGCGACAGCUCAGAUUUGUGGAAUCAAGUGAGCUCUGAAGACAAGAAAAAAUGUGUGAAAAGCGAAGAUGGAGAGUUCUGGAUGGAGUUGGAGGACUUCUGUCACCAUUUUAACUACAUGUCCAUCUGCUGUGAGAACCCCAACUUCAUCGAUGGGGAUCUUAGCUGCCAGUGGAAGUGCAUGAGCUACAAUGGCAGCUGGGUCGCCGGUAGAACAUCUGGAGGCAGCAUCGGGAAUUCCACCUACGUCAACAACCCCCAGUUCCGCAUCAAGGUGAAAGCCCCGGAGGGGGACAACAAGGGCAAAAACAACCUGCUGCUGUCUCUGAUGAGGAAGCCCGUGGGAAACCGCAGACAGUCCAGCCAGGAAUACAUCAGUUACAGUGUCUUCAAGCUCACAGACCAGGUAAGCACGUUCAUUUUGAAUGUUCAAUAAUUAGAAACACGCACGCGCGCACGCACGCACGCACGCACGCACGCACGCACACACACACACACACACACACACACACACACACACACACACACACACACACACAAACACACACACACACACACACACACACACACACACACACACACACACACACACACACACAAAAACAAA
Molecule: messenger RNA, 1678 nt
Organism: Gadus macrocephalus (Pacific cod)
Lineage: Eukaryota; Metazoa; Chordata; Actinopteri; Gadiformes; Gadidae
Product: calpain-1 catalytic subunit-like
Exons: 12
Coding region: 155-1507 (450 amino acids)
Biological process (GO): proteolysis
Cellular component (GO): cytoplasm
Molecular function (GO): calcium-dependent cysteine-type endopeptidase activity
Source: RefSeq, a predicted model, not a curated record